AUGUCCCCCUCUACUAUAUAUACCAACCUUCCCCUCCUCUGUUCACUCCCUCUCCUCAUUCCAAUUGUUUUCAUCAUUUUGUCCUCUGUCCCCUUCUUUAUUCUUCUUUUCCUAUCAGUUCAUAACAUCAUCAUCAGAUUCAUCAUUUCUCAAUCUUGAGAUCUUCAUGGAGGCUGUCGACUUGAAGGUGGAGAUGGUCGGCAUACAUGAGAAGAGACUUAGAAAAUGUUUGUCGAAAAUAAAGGGGAUUGAGAAGGUUGAAGUGGAUGCUAGCAGUCAGAAGGUUACGGUAACAGGAUACACGCAUCGGAACAAGAUACUCAAAACUCUCAGGAGAGCUGGUCUGAAAGCUGAGUUUUGGUCUGCGCAAAAUGAGUUCCUUACUGCUUACGCCUGUGCCAGUUAUGGGUGCCUGAGAUUUAAUAAUUUCAGUUUCUUCUAGUUUUUCUGUUUUUUUUUUGGGGGGGGGGGGGCGUCGUCUUCUGUUUUCACCGAUUGCUAAUUAAGAGGCUGUGUUUGGUUUAUCAGGAAAUUAGUGAAGAAAAAGGGGAAUUGUGGGAAAGACAUUUUGUAAAAUUGUUAACUACUUCGGCAAAAAUUUGCCUUUCUCACUUGUAUUUUCAUGAACCAAAGACAGCCUAAUAUUUGUGGUUUUAUUUAUUUA
Messenger RNA from Nelumbo nucifera (sacred lotus), 664 nucleotides. The record is from RefSeq and is a predicted model, not a curated record. NCBI's taxonomy places the organism in Eukaryota, Viridiplantae, Streptophyta, Magnoliopsida, Proteales, Nelumbonaceae.